This is a messenger RNA of Echinops telfairi (small Madagascar hedgehog), 573 nucleotides long. It is a transcript of the gene RAB42, whose product is annotated as RAB42, member RAS oncogene family. Lineage: Eukaryota; Metazoa; Chordata; Mammalia; Afrosoricida; Tenrecidae. The coding region runs from base 1 to 516 and encodes 171 amino acids. The record is from RefSeq and is a predicted model, not a curated record. Gene Ontology annotation, biological process: protein secretion; regulation of exocytosis. Gene Ontology annotation, molecular function: GTP binding; GTPase activity. The transcript has 3 exons.
AUGGGGACUGUGCUGCAGUACCGCGUCGAGCUUUCGAAGCGAGCUUGUGAACAGCUGCAGCUCUGGGACACCGCGGGCCAGGAGCGUUUCAGGUGCAUCACCAGGUCCUUUUACCGGAACAUGGUGGGCGUCUUGCUGGUCUUUGACGUGACCAACAGGAAGUCCUUUGACCACAUUCGAGAUUGGCACGAGGAGGUGAUGGCCACCCAAGGCCCCCACAAGGCCGUCUUCAUGCUGGUUGGCCACAAGAGUGACCUGCAGAACACCCGCUGUGUUUCAGCCCAGGAGGCGGAGGAGCUGGCCGCCUCCCUGGGCAUGGCCUUUGUGGAGACGUCAGCCAGGAGCCACAGUAAUGUGGACCUGGCCUUCGACACCCUGGCUAAUGCCAUCCAGCAAGCCCUUCGGCAGGGCGACAUCAAGCUGGAGGAAGACUGGGGUGGCAUCCGCUUCAUCCACAAGACUCAGAGCCCUGGGCCCCCCAAAAGGAAGCCACACCCAGGCCCAUGCCAGUGUUGAUCUGGAGAGAGAGCCAGUUCAAACAGUGCCAACUCAGACCCCCUGGUACAGUGUGGG